This is a messenger RNA of Trachemys scripta elegans, 629 nucleotides long. RefSeq names its product chromosome 3 C6orf226 homolog (gene PEX39). Lineage: Eukaryota; Metazoa; Chordata; Testudines; Emydidae. The record is from RefSeq and is a predicted model, not a curated record. The transcript has a single exon. Bases 8 to 394 code for a protein of 128 amino acids.
CGGGCCAAUGUCACUGCAGCAAAAACUGCACGGAGCCAGGAGAGCAGCGCAGCUCCUGGUACAUUCCACACACACCCCCGCCCCGGCUAAAGUGGUUCCUCCCAUCCGGCUGGCGUGGUACCGGCCGCUGCCGGGCGGGGCCCGAUCCUGCCCCUCGCCGCCCAUGGAGCCCGGCGCGGAGCCGCGGAGCCAGGCGGGCCCAGGCCCGGCCCCGGCCCCAGCGCCCCCGGCCUCCUUCUCCGAGAUCCUCCGCCUGGUGCGGAGCGGCCAGGACGUGCCCGGCCUCCACAGGCCCAACGUCACGGCGAGCCUGGCGAGCCCCACCCCCUCGCGCCUGGCCCGCAGGCCCAAGCCCUGGGAGCGGGCCCGCCCGGCCGAGCCCCCGCAGCCCUGACGCGAGCUCUCCGGGCUCCCGCUCUGCGCCCGGCCCCGGGAACCGCGCCUGGCCGGGCUCGGCCCGCGGACUCCGGCGGGCGUUACAGGGCCGCAUGGGACCGGCCUGCAACCCUCAGUCCCCCCUUGCUGGGCACAGCUGAAGGACCUGGAGAGGCGUGUGCCCAGCUGGGCUGGGGAAGCCUCUCUCUGGCCUCUGGGCUCAGAUUCAUCACCCCUCCGUCCGACAACUCCCG